UGAGCUUCAUGCAAGCGUCCCUGAACGUUAAAAAUUUAAAAUUAUAGUGCUUACAAUGAGUGCCAAAAAUAUAAACAAAAUAUUUGAAGAGGUGCAGAAAAAUGAAGCCUGUCACCAGAAAUAUCUUAAAAUGUUGGAUAACAUAUAUAAGAAGAUACCCUUUGAGGAAUUCGUCGAAAUGUUUAUGAAUAAUAUUAAAAGGGUCUUUGUAGUCAAUAUCAUCGAACGAAACCAUUUCGUCCAACGGCUGUUGGAUUUCUGCGCUCAGUUUGUGGCGCUAAUAACAAAACAAAUUGACUAUGGGGAUGAUCCUAUGAAUGAUGAACCUUCACAUCCUUUUUUAACAGUGAUUGUUAAGGAAACCUUGAAGUUUCACAAUUUGGUGUAUGUGGAAGCAAGAUACCAUUCAUGCAAAUUCAUAACUUUAAUAUUGCAACAUUUAGGGUAUCAAGUACAAUUGGACAAUGAUAUCUGUGAUACUAUUCAAGAAGCUAUGUUGGAUAGGAUAGUGGACCAUAAAAGCUCAAUACGAAUACAAGCUGUUACGGCUUUGGUUAGACUCCAGGAACCAUUAAAUCCAGAUUGUCCAGUUGUCAAGGCCUAUCUGACAGCAUUUUAUGACAUAAAUUUGUGGGUGAGAAGAGAGGUGGUUAUGAGGGUGGCUCCAAAUGCCAUAACAUUGACAAAAAUUAAAGAAAGAGUUCUUGAUGUGGAGGCCCAUGUUCGGAUAGCUGCGUUCCAACGGUGCGCCGAUAUCGGGCCUAAAUCGUUUAAAAUCGUCGAAAGACAGUCGAUUUUGAGUAGUGGUUUCAGUGAAUCAAACAAACAAGUGCGGAAAGUGUUCAUUGGGAAUUUGUUGCCAAAAUGGUUGACUUAUUAUAAUGGGAACUACUUACAGUUCUUAAGUGCCUUAAAGUUGGAUGCAGAUGAACAUGAUAUUGAAGUCACUGCCAGUCUUAGUAGACAGGUUAUGGAAGUAUUUUUUCUGAAAAAUCCAAUAGACGAUAUAAUCAAAUCACUUCCAAUAGAUGAAAACAAAUUGAUACCACUACAAAAUCUCACAAGUGAUAGUGUCUUGUAUUGGUGUAUUUUGGUAAAUUUUUUAAGAAAAUUGACCUCGGAUGACGGAGAAGAAUAUCUUGAACGUAUUUUACCUGAGUUUACACCAUUUUGUAAUUAUAUUGACAGUUUUAUAAAAAUGAAAAUGUCCAAAGUAAUGGACGAAUGGGAAACUUUCGACUUCCAAUUUAUAUUGUAUGAUCUCUUGGAAAUGGCGGACCAGUUCGAUACAUCAGACGAGGUUGGAAGAAGAACAUUCUUGAAAUUGGUACAAGAUCUAUUGCCCAAGUAUAGAUUUUCAAAUAAGAUUACGAAGAAACUGGUCGGAGUGGCGGAAAAAUUAAGCAACAGCCAAAAUUUCACAGUGGACAUGUGCAAUAUCAUAUCCGAAAUUAGAGAACCGCUUGUCGAAGAGGCCCCAUCGACGGAAAAAUUAAAACAAUGGGAAUUUGAGAUGGCCCAAUUGAAAGUGAAGGCCAACAUACUGCGGGGCAACAAAGAAGAUGCGAUCGAUAGAGAAGAGUAUACCGAGAUCGAAAAUAUCAACAAGGAACUGUCAAAAGUGUGCGCCCAGAUCGAGGAACUAAAGGCGGUGGACUACAGCGAAAAGGUGCGCGUGGUGAAGGACGAUGUGGACACGUUGUGCCACUGUCUCGAUGUCCUGAUUGCCACGCUCGAACAUCGGAACGUUAAAAAAAUGUCACCGGCCCUGCGCACCAUCUACACCGAGUUCGUUGUUGGACUGUUGAAUUGUCCGAACGGCGAGGUUAACUGGCGUUUGCUCAAGUGUCUGUCGCUUUUCAGUAUUAUCGACAAGGAGAUCGCCAAGGAGAACGCGAAGAUCUUGGCAAUACCGAUUGCGACAUAUCGUGCGAUUCCGAAUUUCAACAAGCAAGCACUGCUAGUUUCUGUGGCGGCGGUCAGCGAUCUGGUUCGUAUUAACGGUCUAGAACUGUACGGUGACGGUAGGGACAUGACGAUGGCAGAAACGACACAGGCACACAACACCACGAGACGUCGUCUCUAUCGCAAUGAGGACAUGGACGAUGUGAGCCUCAUCGAUCCCAAUCGGAUGAACGUGCACUUUCUUGUCGAGAUCACGCUAGACAUGUUGGACGAUGAGAAUGACGACAUUCGGAAUGCAGCAAUAGAAGCAUUAGCCAAGCUUAUGCUCGACAUGUAUCCAGUCAACAGCCAAUUUAUAUCAAGAAUGAUCUUAAAAUGGUAUAAUCCAGUUUCAGGCUAUCUCCAUGGUGAGUCCAGUGUGUCAAGCAGAACAGCUAAACCACGGAAAGCGGACAAUGAUAAAUGUGACGUGGUGCAGCAGAAGUUGGGUUUGGUCAUCCAGACUUACGCGAAAACGAUUAACGGGGCGAAGGAAGUUAUUGAACAGGCGGUCAUACCUAUAUUAACUAUCAUUGCCAAUGCUCCUAAGACCAGUCCAUUAGCGGACAUCGACGUUGAUAACAUCCUUAAAUUUCUUGCCGCGCUUACAAGCACUGCUGGAACGGGCAUUGUAAAUAUACACACGAAUAUUGCUCAUUCGUUGUUGAAUCAAGUAGCAAGUAAACCACAUGAUAACUUGGUGCCAUAUAUGACAAAGAUGUUACGCUAUUUGCAAAUACCAAUCGACAAUAAUACGACAAUUAAAGAACUCAUUCGCGAGGCCGAACUCGCAUAUGAAGAUAUUGUCGAUAAAGCGCCCAAAAAACACAUAAUUAAUUUCAUCAAGAAACUGAACGAUAUUGAUAAAAUUAAAGAACAAACAGCACUUACGGAAACAUCCAACACUAACGAAAUCAGUUCAAAUAAUGGUACAGAUGCUCAGAAUGUACAAGAACUUAUGGAAGCAUCCAACACUAACGAAAUCACUUCAAAUAAUGGUACAGAUGCUCAGAAUGUACAAGAACUUAUGGAAGCAUCCAACACUAACGAAAUCACUUCAAAUAAUGGUACAAAUACUCAGAGUGUACAGGAACUUGGUACUACUUCUUGUCCAGAUGUAAGUGAAAGCGAAAAUGAAUCUCAGCAGACGUCAGAAAAAUUGCAUUCUUCAAUGCAAGUUGAAUUGUCUUCCAAAGAAAUCACAAAUAAUAACUCGGAAGAAAUAACAGAAGAAAACUGUAUACCUGUAAAUACUCCAAAUAAAUCAAACAAUGAACAGGAAACACAGGUUUCCAAACGAUCAAGUGAAGAAAAAGAAAACAGCGGUCCUAGGAAAAGAGGAAGGAAACCUAAACAUUUAAAGUCAUCGCUGAAUGAAACCAACAGUUCAGUAAAUUUAAUGCAGAAAAAGUUACUUAGGUCUAGCACAAAAACCGAUAAGGAUUCUUUAAGUAAUAUAAAAAAGCCUCGUAUAAGAAAAUUCACUUCAAGUGAUUUAUCAUCAGCUAUUGAAAAGUCUUUAAAUAAAUCAGUACCAUCAAGUAAUGAAAAUGUCAGUUCUUCAUCAUGUGUGACAUCGGCAGAUCAAAGCAUAUCGGAAGGUUCAGGUUCAAGAACGUCUACUAGAUCUAACACUAAAUCUGUCGUGAAAUUGUCAAAGAAUACAAAGAAAAUUAAUAAGAAAUUAUUCACAUCAGAUAACUCGCAUAAAAAUAAAAUUUCGGAAAUAUCGAUCUCAGUAUCUUCUUCAAGUAAGCCCGCAACACAAAAUACUAAUUCUUCAGACACAUCAAACAAAAAAAAUUCUUCAUCUGAAAACUUGAAUCAAAGUAAGGGAGGAAGGAAAAAACUUAUCAAGAAUAACCUAUCAAAAAAACUGACGAUGUCCUCGUCACAUAUUUCUAAUAAAACUACAGUAGCUCAAAGUCCUCAAAGAAACAGCCUUCCAGCAUCACUAAGUCAAUCAAGGAAACGAUUAUCCCAACGGUCCCUGUCUAAUUCACCACUUCAUAAAAAGGCCAACAAUUCACUCGAGACUGUCAGUCCGGAUAGCUUAUCAGACGGUACUUUUGUCGCGGACAAAGGUAGGAGAAAGACUAGAUCUUCACUGAAAACAACGGAUGAACGUUUGGACAAAACAACGGUAUCGACAUCGUUAGUAUUCAGUUCUAAAACCACCAGUACGCCGAACGUUACCAAAGAACAAUCAAAAAAUAAAAUGAAAGAAUUAGUGGUUGAUUUAGAACUGUCUAGGAUUUGCGAAGAAAGUGAAAAACCAAAUUCAUCUAUUAGAGUCGAAAAAGAAAAUCUAUCUUCUAAAAACAAGAAUCAAGAUAAAUUGACAAACAAGCAAAUUAAAUUAAAGGCAAAUGAUAAAAAGAUGAUGAUUCCAAAACCAAAGGGUAAUUUGAAUCACAUAUCCAAAGAAAAAAACGAAACAACAAUCAGAAGUUCAAAGAGGAUUAAAAAUACAUCACUCUCAAAAAAUGAUGGUUCCUCAUCGACCAAACGAAAAAAAAAUGAAGAAACAUCAUCAGACGAUUCAUCUCCACUUCGAAAAUCUUUAAGGACGAGAAAACGGAUGCACUGCGAUUAAAUACUUAAUUUUCACAUUUGUUAUAUAUACUUUAUUAACUUACUUUUGUAAAAUAGUUGUAGUAUAAUGAAGGUAUUCCAAGGUUUGGACCUUCAAAAAUAAAUGUACAAAUUAGAGAUAUAUUUUGUCAAGAGUUUGUUAUCAUAUAUUUAUUUUUAAGUAAAAACUUUAUAAUUCAUUUUAUGAAGAUUAUAUCAUUUCUUUAUAAAAUGACAACAUAAUUUAAAUACAUUGUAGCAUGGUUUUUAAAAAUUAACUUUCUUAGACUAGAAUUGUUUUUCAAUCAAUUUCAGUGCUAGGUAUCACUGAAUAAAGGUAUUAAUAUAAUAUGAAUAAUCAUCAAUGAAUCUACUGAUCUGAUUACUUUGGAUUAUUUUAAAAAUUGUUAAAAUUGUAUAUAUGAUAAUAAAAAAAUAUUUAAGUCUG
Messenger RNA from Aethina tumida (small hive beetle), 4966 nucleotides. Its product is annotated as condensin complex subunit 3. Lineage: Eukaryota; Metazoa; Arthropoda; Insecta; Coleoptera; Nitidulidae. The record is from RefSeq and is a predicted model, not a curated record. The coding region runs from base 56 to 4540 and encodes 1494 amino acids. The transcript is spliced from 16 exons. Gene Ontology annotation, biological process: mitotic chromosome condensation. Gene Ontology annotation, cellular component: cytoplasm; condensed chromosome; condensin complex.